This is a messenger RNA of Lodderomyces jiufengensis, 1119 nucleotides long. RefSeq names its product Och1p (gene OCH1). Gene Ontology annotation, biological process: protein N-linked glycosylation. The record is from RefSeq and is a predicted model, not a curated record. The transcript has a single exon. Gene Ontology annotation, molecular function: alpha-1,6-mannosyltransferase activity. NCBI's taxonomy places the organism in Eukaryota, Fungi, Ascomycota, Pichiomycetes, Serinales, Debaryomycetaceae. Gene Ontology annotation, cellular component: mannan polymerase complex. The coding region runs from base 1 to 1119 and encodes 372 amino acids.
AUGGGGAAAAGAAAUUUGAAAGUAAUACUACUAGCGGGGUCGUUAAUACUAUCAUUUAUCUACCUUUUGCGAUCGUAUGGAUCAUCAUCAUCUUAUAAAACGGAAUAUAAUUCACCGAAAUUACAACUAUAUAGAGAAUUAGAAACACAUAAAAAUUGGAAAACAAAAGGUUUAAAUUUUCAAUCCAACUCUAAAAAUCUAGUGGUACCCUCAAAUAAAGUAUCUGAACAAUUAUCAAUAUAUUUCCCCUACGACAUAAAUUCAGAUUUUCCCAAAAUUAUAUGGCAAACUUGGAAAGUUGGAUUAAAUGAUGAAUCAUUUCCCAAAAGAUAUAAAAAUUAUCAAUUAACUUGGGAUGAAAAAAAUCCAAAUUAUAAACAUUAUAUAUUACCUGAUGAACAAUGUGACAUAAUGAUUAAUGAAUUAUACCAAGUGGUUCCUGAUGUUGCAAAAGCAUAUAAAAUUAUGCCCAAAUCAAUUUUAAAAGCUGAUUUUUUUAGGUACUUGAUUCUUUUUGCAAGAGGUGGAGUUUAUUCUGAUAUUGAUACUGUUUCUUUGAAACCAAUAGAUACUUGGCCAAGUGCACAACGAGAAAUAUGGGGUAGAUUCAAUCCUGCUGGAUUAGUGGUGGGAAUAGAAGCUGAUCCCGAUAGGCCAGAUUGGGCAGAAUGGUAUGCUCGAAGAAUUCAAUUUUGUCAAUGGACAAUUCAACUGAAAAAGGGUCAUCCAAUGUUAAGAGAGCUUAUCUCUAGAAUAACAGAAUUAACAUUAACAAGAGAAAUCAAACAUCAAUUAACAAAAACUCUUGGAAAAGAUGAAGGUGGUGAUAUAAUGAAUUGGACAGGUCCAGGAAUUUUUACCGAUUUUGUGUUUCAAUAUAUGAAUUUAAUUUUACAAUCUACUGAAAAUACUGUUAAAAAGAAAACAGAACAAAUUAUUGAUUGGAAAUUAUUUUCUGGUAUGGAACAACCGAUUGUGAUUGAUGAUGUUUUAAUUUUACCAAUUACUUCUUUUAGUCCUGAUGUUGAACAAAUGGGUGCUAAGAGUUCUAAUGACCCACUAGCAUUGGUCAAACAUAUUUUCGCUGGUGUUUGGAAGAAUCCAAAAAUUACUCAAUAG